CUCCAGCUCUCAGCUCGGCUCGGCUCGGCUCGCCUUUGCCAUGCAGACCAUGCUGCUCAGCAUCCUGGGGCUGGCCCUGCUCGGGACACUGCACGCCCAGGACAGCAUUCCUGUCCAGGCUGACUUCCAGCAGGACAAGCUCACAGGGAGAUGGUACAGCAUCGGCCUGGCCUCCAACUCUAACUGGUUCAAGGAGAAGAGACACCUGAUGAAGAUGUGCACCACCAUCAUCUCCACCACAGCAGAGGGGAACCUGGAAGUUACCUCCACCUACCCCAAGGGUGACCAGUGUGUGACGAGGAACAGUCUUUACACCAAGACAGAGCAGCCGGGGCGGUUCAGCUACACCAGCCCACGUGAGUGCUCAGCUUCCAUGGGGCAGCCCCGGACAUGCUCCCAGCCCUGCUGUCCCUGCUUCUGCCUUGUGGCUGAUUUGGAGCUCAGGGCUGAGCUGUGCCCCAUGUUCCACGCAGGCUGGGGCAGCAAGCACAACAUCCAUGUGGUGGAGACCAACUACGAAGAGUACGCCUUGGUGGCCACCCAGAUCUCCAAGAGCACUGGUUCCUCCACCAUGGUGCUGCUCUACAGCCGGACAAAGGAGCUGAGUCCCGAACGCCUGGAGCUGUUCACCCAGUUCUCCAGGGAGCAGGGCCUGACAGACGAUGAGAUCCUCAUCCUGCCCCAGACGGACAAAUGCAUGGCAGAUGCUGCUUAGGAAGAGCCACCAGCUGCUGCCGGCUGAGUCCCAACACCACUGCAAGCUGGUGACCACCCUGCCCCAUCUGACCCCCAGUGGCCCCCCAGCACCACAGCAGCCUUCGCUCCCUGUCUUCACAAUCCACACCUCUAUCCCUGUCUCGAUUAAAGCCCAUAAAAAACCA
This is a messenger RNA of Agelaius phoeniceus (red-winged blackbird), 881 nucleotides long. NCBI's taxonomy places the organism in Eukaryota, Metazoa, Chordata, Aves, Passeriformes, Icteridae. The record is from RefSeq and is a predicted model, not a curated record.